AUGUAUAAGGAAGAUGAUGUCAAUAAGGCAAAAGCGGUGAAGAAGAUGCUUAUUGAAGAAAGGCUAUGGGACCAAAUUGAUUUCAUAGUUGCAUUCAUGGGUCCUAUAUAUGAGAUGAUAAGGAUGACAGAUUUGGAUAGACCUUGUCUUCACUUAGUUUAUGAGUGGUGGGAUGUGAUGAUUGAGAAAGUGAGGAAUGCAAUUUAUAAGCCGGAAUUUGCAAGUGUCUUAGCAGAGAAGGAUGUAGAGGUUCAUAAUCGGGUUCCUCCACAUAGAGAUCCCGAGCUCAACAAUGAAAGGAGGAAAUGUCUUCAAAAGCUCUUUCCGGAUUCCCAAGUUCGCAACAAAGUGAUGGAGGAAUUUGCCUAUUUUUCAUUGAAUAUGAGGGAUUAUUCAACACCCGAAGCUUUGGAGAAUAAGUUUCAUUUUGAGCCUAUAAUUUGGUGGGCAAGUUAUGGAGCUUCUACACCACUUCUUCAAACUUUAGCUCUCAAGUUGCUCAAUCAACCUUGUUCAUCUUCUUGUUGUGAACGCAAUUGGAGCACAUAUAGUUUCAUAUAUGGUUUGAAGAGGAACAAGUUGGAGCCAAAAAGAGCUCAAGACUUGGUUUAUAUUCAUACCAAUCUUAGACUUUUGGCUAGGAGGGAUCCUAACUACUACAAAAACAAGGACACAAUGUGGGAUCUUGCGGGGGAUGGUCAUGAGUCAUUGGUGGAGGAGAAUGUGGAUAUGCUAGAGCUUGCAACUUUGUCCCUUGAUGAACCGGCAUUAGAGAUGGUGAUUUUCAAUGAUGAGAUGGAGUCUUGA
Argentina anserina (silverweed cinquefoil) is the source of this 807-nucleotide messenger RNA. RefSeq lists its product as uncharacterized. The transcript is spliced from 2 exons. NCBI's taxonomy places the organism in Eukaryota, Viridiplantae, Streptophyta, Magnoliopsida, Rosales, Rosaceae. Gene Ontology annotation, molecular function: protein dimerization activity. The record is from RefSeq and is a predicted model, not a curated record. The coding region runs from base 1 to 807 and encodes 268 amino acids.